UUCUUCCAAAAAUGCAACAGACCAGCGCAGCUGUAUACGGUCGGCCGUCUGAGCAACCUAAUACGGCCUCCAAACAACUAUGCAUUCUUUCUCUCGACGGCGGAGGUGUUAAGGGGUUGUCGUCUUUAGUCAUGUUGAAGCAAGUCAUGGAGUUGAUCGAUCCUGAGGACACACCCAAGCCGUGCGAGUACUUUGACAUGAUUGGUGGUACCUCUACUGGUGGCCUAAUUGCGAUCAUGCUGGGCAGGCUAGAGAUGGGUAUAGACGAGUGCAUCGCAAAGUUCAAGGAGCUAUCGCUAAAAGCUUUUACGAAAAUUCCCCAUCAAGUCACGUUGCAAGGCAAGGUGCAAGGGCGAUUUGAUCAUGAAGCGUUCGCACAGGCGGUACGAGAGCUUUUGAAGGACAAGCAUCUCGACGAGGAUACACUACUCAAGGAUCCAAAACAUCACGAUGGGUGCAGAACAUUUGUCUGCACAGUCAGCGAAGAUGUCAAUGAUACAGUCAUCCUGCCUAGCUACUACACCAAGCGCUGGGGUACCGGCAUGUUGAACACAGCUCGGAUUUGGGAAACCGCUCGCGCAACGUCUGCUGCAACAUCAUUCUUUGAUCCGAUUGAGAUUGCAGGUGAGCGGUUCGUCGAUGGAGCGACGGAAGCCAACAACCCGGUCAAUGAAUUGUGGACGGAAGCUGACAAUUUCUUCCGCGACCCGUCGCAACCCGACUGGAAACUCGAAGACAACUUACAUUGUUUAGUUUCCAUUGGUACUGGAAAGCCCUCGCUGAAACCUUUUGGCAAGAGUGUGGUGGAUAUCGGUCAAACAAUCGUGAGCAACGCGACCAACACGGAAAAGGUUGCCGAGCGAUUUGAGAGACAGCGUGCCUCUCUGUUCGACAAAAACCAGGCUUUUCGAUUCAACGUGAGUGAAGGGCUGGAGAAUGUUGGUCUGGAAGAGGCAGAUCGGCUGGGAGAAAUCACGGCUGCGACGAGGAGAUACAUCGCAAAACAAGAGACGUUGGUGAAGGCGACAGUCUGCGCGGAGGCAUUGAAAGAGCGGCAAAUUCUUGCCCGGAUUUGCAACGAGGCGAGCCGGAUUGCUUCGUUGCAUAGCGCGCGUCCCCAUAAUGAAAAACCAUUAAGUCCAGCCACACUGGAUUACUAUCUGCACACCAAUGCCUUUCGAUCCUGGUCGCAGCAAGAAAAUAAUUUCAUAUGGUGUCAGACCCCUGCCAGCGCGGGCACAAGUGCGCCUCUAGCAGACUCUCUAGCCACACUACUCUCAGGGGAACGCUUCUUGCGAACUGUGAUCAGAUACGCAGUGCCGCGACAACCACCAAAACCGAAAGAAAAACCCAGACAGUUUAAACUGAUCAUUGGGUCUGCGAUGGAAUCUCCACCGAGAAAGCCGAAGGAAUUAGGGCCAUUAAUAACGAUGUUUCGCGGUAUCGUCUCUCGGCUAUUGCUGCAGUGCUCACUACGAGGUGCUAUUUGCUACAUUAAAUCGCGUCAGUUCCAGCAAGUCUGGACACUUUCCACCGAUAUGAGAAUACCGCAGACUGAAAGAUUAGAGGCUUUACUAGAAGCACUUUAUAUCUUGGUAGCCGUACCAACAGAUGAGAAAACGGUGAUAAUGAUUGACCAUAUAGAUAACUUGGUAGAUGACUCCGUAGACGAAUUCGCCAGGAUGGCAAAGAGGAAAAAGCUGUCAGACCACCAAAAUAGAAUCCAAUUCCUAGCUUGUGGGAAUCCGGAGAUGAACCUCAUAUCCCGGCUUCCGAAAGACUGGCAGAUCAACGAGAACACGGAAUAUCAAGAAUGUCUUUCCUCCUUAAAGUUUGAGGAGCUCAACUUCCGACGUAAUCAAAUUAGUACGGCGGCAAAAGGUACGAAUGAAUGGGUUUGGAAACAUAAAUCUUAUUUGGCAUUUAAACGUCAAAAUUCGGGGAUUCUGUGGAUAGAAGGCAAAGCAGGGAGUGGGAAAUCUGUCCUCGCUAAAUCAAUACAGACUCGGCUCUCUCAGUUGCGGGUUUCUACUUCCACGACCAAGCCGGCGUGGUUGAAUUCCAAAUUUGGCGUGGGAGAUUGGUUCUACCACGCGCGGAGAGGCGCCAAAUACAUUGCCCAUCAGUCAUUUAUUCGGUCCGUGUUAUAUCACAUGCUGGAACAAGAUGAUCAGCUAUUUCCACACUUCAGAGGUUUCUACCGAGCCAUGAUGGACGACGGAGCAGCUAGAUGGGACCGUGACGAUCUGGAAAGUAUUUUGACCGCCAUAUGUCGCGCUGGUGAAGAAGCAAUGUUCAUUCUGGACGCUCUCGAUGAGGCCCAGGAUGCUAGUAUCAUCGAGCUGCUGAAGGAACUGGUCGCCUUUCCCCGGUCACGAUUCAGAUUCGUCGUGCUUAGUCGCAGCAAUGCAAAGAUUGAGAUGCAAUUACAUGACACCCAUCGGAUAAGAUUGGAAGAAGAAAACGACGGCGAUGUCUCACGCUAUAUUGACACUCGCCUUGGGGAACUGGAAGAGCGGAUGAAGAAGCCGGAAUUUCAACUAAAAGACAGAUCUGACUCACGCACUAGAGGGACGCAGUUGCGCAGCUUGCAGCUGGAAUCCCGUCCAAUGAGUCCGGGAUUGAAUACCCCCGAACAUCAAGAGCUUGAUAAAAUGCGGAAGUACCUCAAGAGUAACGCACAAAAUACCAUGCUAUGGGUAAAAUUGGUACUGGAUGACCUACAAGAAGUACUCAGCGAUAGCGUGUACACUUUCUACAGUCUACGACAGGUACUUCUCAACUUGCCAAUCAAGUUGACCACAUACUACCAAGACAUACUGAAAAGAUUGGGCUGCGAAGAACAUAACCACAAAGCAAAACUGGUUCGGCGUAUUCUAAUGUGGAUCUCAGGCGCAGGCGAGCUUCAAGCCAUUACUCUCGAGGAGCUCUGGGAUGCAUUGGCCAUUCCCGAAGACUCAUCGAUCUCGACGGAGGAUGAAGAUCCUAUUCGACAUAACCGCAUUCCUGCAACAUCAUUCGAUGAGCUGGGUCGCAAGCUCGCCGAUUAUUGUGGGCCUUUCAUCGAGAUCUUUCCGCCUCCCAGGGAGUUGGGAGCGGACCCUUCGCAUGAGCGUCAUGGCAUGUCCGCUAUCCAGCUCAUGCACCAGACGGUCCAAGAUUUUCUGGCCCGGCCCGAUCUAGCAGGACCAUUGCAUUUCCAUCGUGAGCAAGCCGUUGAGCUGGUACGAAGAGAGUCGAAAAAAUACAUCGAUCUUGUUCUUCCGACAAUACCCUGUGCCACAAGUGCUACAAGCAAUCUUCGAUCGUCGGAUGCAGAAAACAACGGUGAACACACUCCCACGAUUGCAGACACAGUUCUCUGGCUCAAUGAUCGCAAGCUCCUCUCUUUCGUCUUUGCUACGUCUGCAGCAUCCAAGCCGCACAUUCUCGAGCCAUUCUUCAUCCUCUUCGAGACUGAAGCUGUAGAGCUUGUCGACCCAGCCACAGAAAACGAUCAGACAUUGUACGAAGAAAGUCCACAUGCCCAUACAGCGGCAAAACUGUUCCAGAAGGCUUGUAGUGAGGGUCUUGUUGGAGCGGUAUUGAAUCUAACGGCUAUUGCAGCGUUCUUUCGCCCAUGGUGGGAGCAUAAUCGCGAGCGCAUCGGCAUGCAGAUUUCGCAACAUGACAAUCAGUUGGGUACUGGAUUUGGAGGCCAUGCUCUUAGAAUUGGCGGGCCGAGGUAG
Messenger RNA from Periconia digitata, 3728 nucleotides. The record is from the annotation of a GenBank genome assembly. Lineage: Eukaryota; Fungi; Ascomycota; Dothideomycetes; Pleosporales; Periconiaceae.